Neurospora tetrasperma FGSC 2508 is the source of this 282-nucleotide messenger RNA. RefSeq lists its product as uncharacterized. The transcript has 2 exons. The coding region runs from base 1 to 282 and encodes 93 amino acids. The record is from RefSeq and is a predicted model, not a curated record. Lineage: Eukaryota; Fungi; Ascomycota; Sordariomycetes; Sordariales; Sordariaceae.
AUGCAUGACUUCGUGUCAUUUACCCCUGGUCGACUCCCUCCUAGCUUGCAUGUAAGCCAGGUACCAAACAGUUCCCGUCCGGCAGCUGAGCCUCUGGGGAAGAUUUCUGUCCUGUACAGUCAGGAGUUCCUAGCCAUGACGGGUUCCGAUCGGUCUACAGUCCGGAAGAAAAUUGGCUGCCUCUUCGGUGACAUCUUCAUGCCCCACCGUUCGAUAGCGGCAUGGCAGCUGGAACAGCAGUGGCUUUGUGAGAAAAUCGUCCUGGGUGGUCAGUCAGCCUGA